Molecule: messenger RNA, 3666 nt
Organism: Thelazia callipaeda (thelaziosis nematode)
Lineage: Eukaryota; Metazoa; Nematoda; Chromadorea; Rhabditida; Thelaziidae
Source: the annotation of a GenBank genome assembly
AUGGAGCAACAGAACACUCACCCGCUUCUUCCCCCUGCUUUUACUGGUCAAUCGUUUGCAUCCACUUUUCCAGGUGCUGGAACUGUCAGUAAUCCGUUGUUAGCAUCUACUCUUCAUCAUCUUCAGGAACUCUCAGUUGUUCAGGGUGCAACUGGAUUGCUACCAAACAGUUCACAACUUACUUUAAGUAAUCAAUUUGCCACAGAAUUCAACAAUAUAGCAGCAGUAAGUUGGCCAACUCCUCCAAAUGCAAAUUCUGCUUGGUUUGAACAGGCAAAAGUUGCUGCCAUGUUACCUAUGUAUACGGUUUUCUCAGCUGGAGGUUUGAAACCCAAUGAAACAUCAGCUUUUGAUCGGAGACAGGUUGGUCGACUUGUUCAGAAAGAAGUAACUAAUAGUGUCAUUUCAUCUCCGUCGCUACCAAAACAUACAGGCUUUCUUGUUUCUGAAAGCGAUAAUAAUGCGUUCAGCUCACAGCCAUCUACACCGAAGCAGCUAGGUCAGCAAAAGAAAUACACUAUUAGUUCGGCUCAUUCCUCACCAUCUAGCGCAAUGCUUGUACUUGAUAAACAACCAAGUUCUAUUGAAAGUCAUUGUUCGACUAAACUCAGACCAUGCUCUAUAUCACCCAUGAAUACAUCCUCUAUUCCCAGUCAGUCAAGUGUUGGUUCAGUCGAUCAUUUACCAAGUUCUGCUGAAAGUGUACAUCCAGAAAUAGCGGAUACAAAACGGCCUUGUUCACAACAAAGUUGCUGCAGUUGCACUAUUAUUCAAAGAAAAGAUGCAUCAACUACUCAUUCUCCCAUAGCGGUUGCUGGUUUGGCUCACAAUAGGUCAAUGGAAUCUCAUAUUUUAACUUCACAAUCUAAAGCAGUUAGCACAACGAUUAGUGAUCGCCCAUCUGAGUCGCGUACUACUGGUCUGCAAACUGUUCAAGUUGAUGCCUCUUCCAGUGUUUAUAGAACUUCAACUCCAGCUCAGUCAUCGGGUGCGAUUGUUCACGAAAAUAGUAUGGACCAAAAUAAUUUGGAAGAUAUUCCAUGGUGCAGCAUUGAUUUUUCUGACAUCGACUUGUUUAACGGAUCAUCAGCUUCUGAAAAAGACGUUAUGCAUUCUGUUUUUGAUGAAAUGGAUCCAUCUGUGAUGCAUCGACUUUUUUUAAUUGAGCCAUCACUAGCGUCUAAUGGAUUAGUAUCAGAUGGUUCGAAAAUUACUAAGUUGCCUUUGAAUGUGUCGCAUCUCAUUACGCCGAAAAUUCGAGAAAAAAUUCGAUUGAGACGAGAUAAAGAGCUGGCUGAUGCGGAUAAAGAAUUGGAUAGGCUUCUUUCACUUGUUGCUAAAAAAGACGCUACCUCAACACCUCCACCUGCGCUUUUUAUGCCUCUGGAAGCGCUUAGCCCUAUUCUAAUAAAUAAUGACAAUUCUAGUGAUCGCAAAAUUAGUCUUAGUCCUGUACAGUUCACGCCUCCAGAUUCACCUACACCAUCUACUUCGGCCGGUGUUCCACCGUCAUCGAUCAGUAAUUUCUUCUUCCCUUCUUCCAGUUCUUUGAUCAGUACUGCCACUUCUCGUGCGCCAAGUAUUCACAGCGAGAACCUUCCUGCAAAAACACGCUUUGUGUUCAUGCCACCAGCAGAAAAAAAAAGGACAUCGAAUAAAGUGCCUGUUUAUAAGCAGAAAGCAAAAUCUUGUUUCCAGUCGGUGAUCAAAACUGAAGAACAUGCUCCAAGUGAUGAGUAUAGUUUUACGGAUGAUGAAGAAGAGGCUAAACCGUUACCGGUGAGUGCAACUGUAUCGGAUGCGCAGUCACAAGAACGAAGACUAGAUGCAGAAGUUGCUCAAAAACUUGCGCGAAUAAAUAGUACACAUCCAGAACAAAAGAUGAAACUUGAUAGUGAUGAGUCACAGUCCCAAGAUUUAUGGAGACAUGUUGUGCCUAAAAAACGGCAUUCAGCUGCGUCAGAAAGACCAUUGGUACCUUCAACUCCUUUGUUACCACCUGCAUCUGUAAAUGAACAUGUCAUGGAUUCCUCAUCAAGUCAAAAAACAGUGAGGCUUCAAACAGUUGUCGAUUUUCUGUCACUUCGUAGGCAGCAUCGCUCCUCAUUUGGAUUUUUGAAAACAAAGUCGUUAUCUGAUAAAGAAACGGCAAAGAAUAAAGAAUAUUUGAAACCAUCCGUUGUCACAAUUAAGGAAGAACCUAAAGACGAUAGUAGCAUAAAAAGCAGAGUGGAAACACAGCAGCCUCUUCCUAAAUUGCUAAUACGGUUACCUCGUCGAUCAGUUGAUGAAAAUAACGUAGCUUAUGAGAAGUCAAGGAUGAAAAAACGAAAACGGAAAAGAAAAAAUAGUGAUCAUGAAUGGAUAGAUCCAGAAUCUAGGAAGAAAAAAAAGAAAAAACAUAAACAUAAGCAUCAUCACAAGAAUGCAACUAAUGAUGCUUCGGAUUGCGAAGAUGAAUCUGUGCAUAAACCGAGUGAACAGUGGAGUGCUCCUGAAACUUCAAACAAGGAAGCGGCUUUUUUCAGCAAAAAACGACGUCUUAUAAUGCACUGGAACGAAAGAGGAGAAAGUCGUGCAGAUUCAGACUAUUAUCGAGACCAGAAUUCUUUGGUAUCAUUUGAAAAUGGUGAACAAAGUAAUGUCGACAACGACUCAUCUCAACUCAGUGUCUUAUCUAAGUUUCACCCGGUGGAUGGACAUUUGGCAAAAGGAACAUUCAUAGUUUGCAAAAAUGAUAUCUUGAAAGAAGAUUGUCCUUUGUGGAAAGUUGACAACCAGAACUUACUACAGAAAUAUCCUCCAUUCAACAUCGACGGCAAAAUAGCUUACAAAAACAGUUCUACGUAUUCUGGUUGGUGUGAUCAGAUUGCUGAUAGUUACAUCGUAGUACGGGUUCGAUUCAUCAAGCACAGCCGUUCUGAGUCCAUUGUUGAGCCAGAAAUGUCGUUGUUGGACAUGUUUCCAGCAGUCAGUAUAGAAUAUGAAGAGCGGCCAUCACCGAGCUUAGAAAACGUGUCAGAGCAAAGAAAAAAUUUGUUCGUAGAUGAUCCAAUUCGAAAACAAAUGGCAGUUUAUAUAAAAGCAAUGCUUAAUCAUGCACUAGAUAUGACGUUCCUUCAAACUCUUAAACAAAAUAGUGACUGGAAUUAUUUAUGUGCUCUAAAUAGCAUUGAUAAUUUAAACCAACAGCACAAAGAAAAAGUGCGAUUUCGAGUAAAAUGGAUUCAGCGAUACUUGGAUUUGCUUCAUUUUUAUUCAUCAUGUGUUGUCUGCGAUUCGGAAGGCAGUGGUUUGAAUUGUCAGGCUUGUGGUAUUUUCGGCGUUGAAAAGGUUGUGCAACUGUUCUGUAAUGAAGGCUACGAUUAUGAUACACUCGAAGCUGAAGAAGUGUGCUAUACAGGAUCUGGAUCUCCUUUACAUGCAGUAGAAUAUUUAGUUUGUUCAUCAUGUGCAAAGCUGUCAAGAAUUUAUCAUAAGUUACAUCACAUGCGAUAUAUGCUGCUAAAGAUUUGCGAGGAUAAGCUCGAGAAAGUUAGUGUUGGAAACGCGGAUAUCUCUUCAGAAGUAGUUGUAGGAGCUUGUAUGAAUGACGUAAAGUGGCUACGAACAGUCAUUAAUGAGUAUGCAGAUCUUUGGAGAGAGAUUGAGAUGAAUGACUGUUGA